AUGUCGCAACAACCAAUUUCGAUCGUUGUAAAUAAUAAACGUAUGAGCUUGAUGGGGUCAAUGUUUUUACCUGCGCCACCUCCACCUUUCUUCGAAUCUAAGGAGCAAGAAAAUUUUAAACUAUGUAAGGUAAACCCGAAUAAUGGAGUUUACCUUCCGCCAACACCAAAUGAAAAAUCCGGACAUGAGGAAUGGCAUGAUAUUCAUCGAGACGAGGAUUAUUUCUCUUUCCCUGCGACUUAUUUAGCUGAAUCCCGUACAAAACAUUCCACUCACGCAUUUGCUAGAUUAGAGACAACCAAAGAAAAUAAUAAACCAUUUAUACAAGAUACAACUUCAGAUCUACCGAAAACCACUUUACAUGAUGAUAAUUUAGUACUACAAUUAGAAGACGCAACCAUACCUCCAAUAUCGCCAUCGCUAUCAUGCUCAACUUCCUCCUCAACUUCUGGAGAAUCUGAUAUCGAUGAUUUAAACCAGGAAAAUUCUACCGCUAUCCAUAACAAACAUCAAGUAUUGAAAAAACGUUCAACUAGUGAUUUUGAUUCUUAUGUAUCUGAAUUCAUUCAGCAUAGUGGUUAUUCCUUUAAAGGAACAAAGAAGCCGAAUUCCCCUUCCAUUUUCAAAAGUUUCUUUUAA
Funneliformis mosseae is the source of this 639-nucleotide messenger RNA. The record is from the annotation of a GenBank genome assembly. Lineage: Eukaryota; Fungi; Glomeromycota; Glomeromycetes; Glomerales; Glomeraceae.